Messenger RNA from Vigna unguiculata (cowpea), 2417 nucleotides. Its product is annotated as Leucine-rich repeat protein kinase family protein. Gene Ontology annotation, biological process: protein phosphorylation. Lineage: Eukaryota; Viridiplantae; Streptophyta; Magnoliopsida; Fabales; Fabaceae. The record is from RefSeq and is a predicted model, not a curated record. Gene Ontology annotation, molecular function: protein kinase activity; ATP binding; protein binding.
UGAAAGUACCAUGAUGCAAACAAUUAAAAAGUAUGAUACUGGAUGUUAUUGGCAUUUCAGAGUCAAACCAUUUGUAGAAGUGUUCCUUCCUUGAGCUCCGAGACAUGCAAUUUCUAAAUCUUCGAAAUAUAGCGAAAUACUAAAAUAUCACUUAACCAUCAAAUUUCGCGCCUCCAGUUUCCUAACACACGCUCGUUCACACUCCUCUUAAUCAUUAACACUUUUCACUACACCCAUCUUACCAUUCAUUCAUCAUCACAAUCCUAAACAAAAAUAUCCAACGAUUAUAACCAAAUAAACAGUCAACCUAUGGUGUCAGAACAAGAAGUUCACGUGACUCUCUGCACAGGAUCAUGGCCUCGAAGGUAAACACUGUAGUCGUACCUCACAGACCAAGCGACAAUCACUGUCAUAUUUCCAAAUCUCGAGUUGUCUUUCCUGCUCUCAUCAUCUUCAUUCAUUUCGUAGCGAGGGUAAAAGUGAAGAUCCCAGUAGAAAAGUUGGAAACUUUGUUGCUCCUCACUGCUUGAAUCAGUUGUUCUUGUUGUUGUUUCAUGGAAGAUGCCAAAGUGGUUUCCUGUCUCGUUUCUCUCUUCCUGUGUUACUGGGUUCUUCUUGUGGAGGGCACUGAUAGCCUUCUCUCUCCAAAGGGUGUCAACUAUGAAGUGGCUGCUUUGAUGUCCAUGAAGAGUAAGAUGUAUGAUGAGUUUCAUGUUAUGGAUGGUUGGGAUAUUAAUUCUGUUGACCCCUGCACUUGGUACAUGGUUGGUUGCUCUGCCGAGGGCUAUGUUGUUUCCCUGGAGAUGGCCAGUGCGGGUUUAUCCGGGACGAUUUCCUCAGGAAUUGGUAAUUUGAGCCACCUUCAUACAUUGUUAUUGCAGAACAAUAAGUUAUCUGGUCCUAUUCCGACUGAGAUAGGAAAGCUUUUAGAGCUUCAAACCCUUGACCUUUCUGGUAACAAGCUGGAUGGAGAAAUUCCUAAUUCAUUGGGCUUUUUGACUCAUCUUAGUUACUUGCGGCUCAGCAAAAAUAAACUAUCUGGACAGAUCCCUCAGCUUGUUGCUAAUCUCACAGACCUUUCAUUCUUGGACUUGUCAUUCAAUAAUCUCAGUGGUCCCACUCCAAAAAUUUUAGCCAAAGGUUAUAGUAUUUCAGGAAACAGCUUCCUCUGCACCUCUUCUUCUCAAAUUUGUAUGGGCUUUUCAAAACCAGCUAAUGAUACAGGGUCAUCUCAGUCGACUGGUGGUCAUCACCAAAGGGUGCUUGCUGUUGUUAUUGGCUUUAGUUGCACAUUUGUAAUUUCAGUGGUGCUUCUUGUAUUUUGGUUGCAUUGGUACAGAUCAAACAUUCUGUACACAUCUUAUGUGGAGCAAGAUUGUGAAUUUGAUAUUGGCCAUCUGAAGAGGUUCUCCUUCCGUGAAUUGCAAAUUGCCACCGGAAAUUUCAAUUCAAAAAAUAUCCUUGGGCAAGGUGGUUUUGGUGUUGUCUACAAAGGAUGCCUUGCAAAUAAAAUGUUAGUGGCAGUAAAGAGGUUGAAAGAUCCCAAUUAUACUGGAGAAGUGCAGUUUCAAACAGAAGUUGAGAUGAUUGGCUUGGCCGUGCAUAGAAACCUCUUGCGUCUCUAUGGAUUCUGUAUGACACCGGAUGAAAGGUUACUUGUUUAUCCUUACAUGCCCAAUGGCAGUGUUGCUGAUCGCUUGAGAGAGACUUGCCGUGAAAAGCCAUCAUUGGACUGGAACAGGCGAAUGCGCGUUGCUCUUGGAGCAGCACGGGGGCUUCUAUACUUGCAUGAACAAUGCAAUCCAAAAAUAAUCCACAGGGAUGUUAAGGCUGCAAAUAUUUUGUUAGAUGAAAGUUUUGAAGCUGUGGUGGGAGAUUUUGGUCUUGCUAAGCUCUUAGAUCAAAGGGAUUCACAUGUAACUACUGCAGUGCGAGGGACUGUAGGUCACAUUGCUCCAGAAUAUCUCUCAACUGGACAGUCUUCUGAAAAAACAGAUGUUUUUGGAUUCGGCAUAUUACUUUUGGAGCUCAUAACAGGACACAAGGCACUUGAUGCCGGAAAUGCUCAGGUCCAAAAGGGAAUGAUUCUUGAUUGGGUUCGAACCUUAUAUGAGGAGAAACGGUUGGAAGUGUUAGCGGAUAGGGAUUUGAGGGGAUGUUUUGAUCCUGUAGAGUUGGAGAAAGCAGUGGAUUUGUCUCUACAGUGUACUCAGUCACUUCCCACUUUGCGACCAAAGAUUUCAGAAGUUCUGAAGAUUCUAGAAGGUCUGGUAGGACAGUCAGUGCGGGCAGAGGAGUCACAAGGAGGGACUAACCUAUAUGGUGAAAGGACUUGCAGUUUCUCACAAAAUUAUAGUGAUGUUCAUGAAGAACCUUCCUUUAUUAUUGAAGCCAUUGAGCUUUCUGGACCUCGGUGA